GGGAGGCUCCGGGCGCGGGCCAGCCAGCGGGGGAGCGACCUCGGCCACACGAGGCCCCUGCUGGGCCUCCGCUGCCUGCCUAUCUGGUGCCUCCCGGGGGCAGGGCCAGGCGCCCACCCGUGCGAGCAGCAGAGGCGCCUCGUGCGGAGCGUGAAGGCGGCGGGGCGGGCUCGCUGCCGGGUCGGGGCUGAGGGCUUUCCCGUGGGGGCGCACCCAGGCCUACUCCCGCUCUGGCCUUCCCGACUGGGCCCGCGUCCUGAAGUGACCUCAGCCUGACCUCGGCCAGCUGUUGUGACCUUGGCCUGCCCCAGCACCCUUGCUCACCUCGGCGUGAUCCCCGGCCCAGCAUCCGAGAACACGCCUCACACCCAGUCCUCAUGGGCCACUCACGGUCGCGGGGCAAUGCCCUGGUCGUCGAAGUCUGGCCUGUCCCGGGGCCGGAAAGUGAUGCUGUCAGCGCUGGGCAUGCUGGCGGCAGGGGGUGCAGGCCUGGCUGUGGCUCUGCAUUCUGCCGUGAGUGCCACCGACCUCGAGCUGCACCCCCCCAGCUAUCCGUGGUCCCAUCGCGGCCUCCUCUCUUCCCUGGACCACACCAGCAUUCGGAGGGGUUUCCAGGUGUAUAAGCAGGUGUGCUCCUCCUGCCACAGCAUGGACUAUGUGGCUUACCGGCACCUGGUGGGCGUGUGCUACACUGAGGAGGAAGCCAAGGCCCUGGCCGAAGAGGUGGAAGUUCAGGACGGCCCCAAUGAGGAUGGGGAGAUGUUCAUGAGACCAGGGAAGCUGUCUGACUACUUCCCCAAACCGUACCCCAACCCUGAGGCCGCCAGAGCAGCCAACAACGGAGCACUGCCCCCUGACCUCAGCUACGUCGUGCGAGCUAGGCACGGUGGCGAGGACUACGUCUUCUCCUUGCUCACGGGAUACUGCGAGCCGCCCACCGGGGUGUUGCUACGGGAAGGCCUCUACUUCAAUCCCUACUUCCCUGGCCAGGCCAUUGCCAUGGCCCCUCCUAUCUACGAUGAGGUCUUGGAGUUUGAUGAUGGCACCCCAGCUACCAUGUCCCAGGUAGCCAAGGAUGUGUGUACCUUCCUGCGCUGGGCAUCUGAGCCAGAGCACGACCAUCGCAAACGCAUGGGGCUCAAGAUGUUGAUGAUGAUGGGCUUGCUGUUGCCCCUGGUCUACGCCAUGAAGAGGCAUAAGUGGUCAGUCCUGAAGAGCCGGAAGCUGGCUUAUCGGCCACCCAAGUGACCCUGACUAGUGUCUGCUUGCUGUAUUGCUUGAAUGGGCCCUCAAGCCAAGGAGCCACCUGUGGCCUCUUCAGGCCCCAGCUGGCCUUCUUGGCCAAGCCCCUCUUCCUCUGGGACAAGUGGGGAUGGGGCAGGAGACAGAGCUCAAGCUCCAGAUCCUCCAGCCUGUAUCAUGGAAAUAAAUUAAGUUUCUCAGUGGACACAUUUGAA
Artibeus jamaicensis (Jamaican fruit-eating bat) is the source of this 1457-nucleotide messenger RNA. Its product is annotated as cytochrome c1, heme protein, mitochondrial. Gene Ontology annotation, biological process: mitochondrial electron transport, ubiquinol to cytochrome c. NCBI's taxonomy places the organism in Eukaryota, Metazoa, Chordata, Mammalia, Chiroptera, Phyllostomidae. The transcript is spliced from 7 exons. The record is from RefSeq and is a predicted model, not a curated record. The coding region runs from base 403 to 1248 and encodes 281 amino acids. Gene Ontology annotation, molecular function: heme binding; electron transfer activity.